Messenger RNA from Podospora anserina S mat+, 1230 nucleotides. RefSeq lists its product as uncharacterized. Gene Ontology annotation, molecular function: NADP binding; 3-hydroxyisobutyrate dehydrogenase activity; NAD binding. The transcript has 3 exons. Gene Ontology annotation, cellular component: mitochondrion. Lineage: Eukaryota; Fungi; Ascomycota; Sordariomycetes; Sordariales; Podosporaceae. Gene Ontology annotation, biological process: L-valine catabolic process. Bases 1 to 1230 code for a protein of 409 amino acids. The record is from RefSeq and is a predicted model, not a curated record.
AUGGCAACCUCGCUGCCGCUCGACCGGAGCCAACACCGAGCAUAUUGGGCGUCUCUAUUGUUCUUGACCGCGACUUCGAUCAACUGCAUUCUGAAUAGCUAUUCGGCGAGAUGUCAACGGCAAGAGUAUGGCGACCCGCGAGGGCUUUGGCGCAACGUCGGUCCUUUUCCACUACACCGCGGGCACUGGAUAACUAUGCCUUCAUUGGGCUUGGGCGGAUGGUAUGUUUACUUUGCUGCCUGUCUUUGCGUGGAAUUCUUGGAGCUAACCGUUCCUCUUCAGGGAUACCAAAUGGCACGAAACCUCCAGUCCAAACUUCCACCAGGCGACACCAUUCGGCUGUACGAUAUCAACCGGAGCGCAGCUGAAAAGCUCGUCGAGGAAAUGAAGACGCAACAAGCCGGUGGUGCUGCCCCAGAGGUGUCUACCAGCGUCUCAGACGCUGCGAAGGAAGCAGUAGGUUUUCUUCCAUUUUUCUUGCCACAUCCCCCACAAGCUUUUAUAAGCCUAAAAACACUUGUUUUCACAACUCCGCCCCAAUCUGUGGACAUUGCGGAUCUCCCACCUCGUCCGCAACCUCGACUCUUCAUUGACUCGUCAACGAUUGACCCACACACGUCGUCCACAGUAUGCCAAUUGGUGGAAGACAAGCUCCCUGGGCAGGGUCACUUUGUUGAUGCCCCCAUGUCAGGCGGGGUUGUCGGCGCCACAGCUGGCACAUUGACGUUCAUGCUGGGCUCUGACAAGUCGCUGGUCGGCCGCCUUGAGCCCAUUUUGCUUCGUAUGGGGAAACGAGUGCUUCAUUGCGGUCCGCAAACCGCUGGUCUCGCAGCCAAGCUGGCCAACAACCUUUUGCUGGGGAUACAGAACAUCGGUACGGCGGAGGCUAUGCUGUUGGGUGUCAAACUCGGUCUUGACCCCAAGGUACUGGCAGAUGUCAUCAAUGCUAGCACUGGAAAGUGCUGGGCAAGUGAGGUCAACAAUCCUGUACCGGGCGUAGUUCCAACAGCCCCGGCAAGUCGUGGCUACGAAGGCGGGUUUGGCAUCGAGCUCAUGUUGAAAGAUAUGAAACUUGCUCAAGAUGCCGCCCGGAGGAUAGACCUUCAGCAGACCAUGGCUACCAAGGCUCUUGAUCUGUAUGAAAGGGCUUCCAAGGAUGCCGAAUGCAAGGGUCGAGAUUUCUCGGUUGUCUACCAAGUCUUUGACAAGACGAAUGGUCAAGGGCCGUGA